Molecule: messenger RNA, 2849 nt
Organism: Dicentrarchus labrax (European seabass)
Lineage: Eukaryota; Metazoa; Chordata; Actinopteri; Moronidae
Gene: gcnt7
Product: glucosaminyl (N-acetyl) transferase family member 7
Exons: 7
Coding region: 1135-2412 (425 amino acids)
Cellular component (GO): membrane
Molecular function (GO): acetylglucosaminyltransferase activity
Source: RefSeq, a predicted model, not a curated record
AGGCUCAGUGGGUGUGAACUCCGGCCAUGUGCUCUGUUCAACACAAGAGGGAUAAUCUCAGGAGCUGACCAAGCAGCAAACAAACUCUGUGGCUGCUGCUCUGAAGUCAGUCACUCUGCUGUUGCUAUUACCACAAAUGACACAGGCCAUCGGUGAGCUGAGCACCUUAUCAUCAAGUCAACCAGAAUCUUCCUAAAUCACUAAACCAGCUACUUGACAAGGAAACCAGAAGGUGAACGAGACAGAGAGGCAGCCCUCAACGGAGAGACAAUGUCAAUAAUUCAACAUGCCGAACUCUAACUGGGCAAAUGAACUGGAAUUAAAACCAAUUUGCGAGAAAAAAGAAGAAUGGAACCUGAGGUAAAGGGGUUUUGAGGAAAAAUAAUGCAUAGCAAGAGGACAAAAAAAGAAAGAUGCAAUGCACCAGUGAGUAGGAAACUGUGGGAGGGAGGAGAGUGGAAAAAACCUUAGGGAGAGAGAGAGGUGUGUGUGUGUGUGAGAUGGGAGUGUGUUCCUGUGUGUCAGGUGUGUGCGUGGGUGUUACUGCUGGUAACCAGGCAGGGACGGACUUCGUCUCGUGGGGAUGUGGGGGGGCGACUUCAUCAGCAAUGAAUACAACUAGAGAGAGAAAACACAUAUGCAAAGCACUCUGUGUCUCACUCUGACAGGGUCUCAAGCUCAGAGAGCACAGCCUCCGAGGUCACUCGCUGCCAGAAACAACAGCGAAAUAAUCCUGACCACCAAAUUUAGUUCAACAAUACAACAGAAACUGCUCCCCGCUGUUGUUGCUCCUGUUGUUGCUGAUGAUGAUGAUGAUGAUGCCAAUGGAAUUGACUUGUGCUCUCCGACGGACUCUGGAUGGAUUGCAGUAACAAGCUCAGAGUAGCCGUUUAGGUAACAAUGAUCAGAACAGGCGCUGAUGUCAAAUGUUUUCCUUCUUCACCAUAAGGACUACAGACUGAACUGCCUCAAAGAUCAUGAAGAAUUCCUGAGUUUUCAGAUGAUCUGCCAAGACUUGUUCAAAAGAUGAACCAGAGACAAUGUUGUUAUUCAUCACAUCUCAGAAAAUCAAGAGACUAAAUUCGGAGUUUUAUCUGUGGUGGUGCUGUCUGGAUACGGUGAAGCAGGGCUAUUAUGCGCCAGCUUGAGGGAACGAAAUGCAGCUUCCUGUUGUGCCUGGGGAUGAGUAUUAUUGUCUGUUCAGUCAUUUACUUGAGGGCCAGGAUGCCAACAGAGCUUAAGCCUCUAGAGCCUCCCAGUUGCAGGCCCUUCUCCACUGAAUGUAAAGCUUUUCUGAACAGCAUGGAAGGAGUAGAGUUGUACCGCCGUGACUGCCAGGUGGAAAGCUAUAUUCUAAAUAGUCGCCUGCAGUGUUCAGAUUUGACCAGAGACCUUCACUUCAUCACAAGACCUCUGAGCCGUGAGGAGGAGGACUACCCUUUAGCGUUCAUUGUGACCGUUCACAAAGAGCUGGAGCUUUUUGUACGGCUGCUGCGGGCCAUUUACAUGCCACAAAAUGUCUACUGCAUUCACGUGGAUGCUAAGGCUCCAUGGGAGUACCAGGCGGCUGUAUGGAAGCUAGUCAGCUGCUUCAAAAAUACCUUCAUCUCCAGCCGCAGCGAGACAGUGACCUACGCUGGGUUUUCCCGCCUGCAAGCAGAUAUGAACUGCAUGAAGGAUCUAGCAAAGUCCAAGAUAGGCUGGAGAAAGGUAGUGAAUCUGUGUGGACAGGAUUUCCCUGUCAAGAGCAACCUGGAACUGGUGCGGUACAUGCAAAGCAAAGAGUGGAGGGACAGAAACAUGACGCCUGGGGUCAAGCAACCGCUGUCUAUGAGGACCAGGACACAGCUCCAGCACAGGGAGAUUAUGGGGUCACAUGUAGCUCUGAAAGGGUUAGGACUAAAGAAAGAUCCUCCUCCACACAAUCUGCAAAUUUUUUUUGGAACGGCCUACUAUGCUCUCACAAGAGCUUUUGUAGACUUUGUUCUGAAAAGCCCAGUAGCCCGUGACCUGUUGGAGUGGUCGAAAGACACCUUCAGUCCAGAUGAGCACUACUGGGUGACACUCAACCACAUCAAAGAAGCUCCAGGCAACCACAUAGAUGGAGGUUGGGCAGGAAACAUCCGGGCAAUCAAGUGGAGAGAUCAAGAGGGACGGACACAUAAUGGCUGCAAAGGUCAUUACGUUCGAGACAUCUGUAUCUAUGGAAUGGAAGACCUGCCAUGGAUCAUCAACAGGAACAGCAUGUUUGCCAAUAAGUUUGAAAGUAAUGUCUUUCCAGAGGCACUGGACUGUCUGGAGCAGUGGCACAGGAACAAGGUGUUGAACCAGGCAACUGUCCCCAUAGAGCCAUCAUGGCUACUGGCCACACAAAGCAACUCAAGCUACUUCAACAGCAGUGGUGAAGCCUGAAAUCACUGCUGGUAUCCUCAACAAAAGUGGGGCUAAAUGCAAUUUGGAUUAUUUGCACUUGUUAGGUUGCUGUGAAUGUCAAAAAUGUGAGCGGGAAACUGAACUGAGAACGGCAGGAUGAUGCACUGUGCACUUCCAGACUCUGUAGCAAAGCUACUGAUCACAAAUGUAUUUGUCUAUUUAUGAAACUGUAAGAUGGCUGUUUUUUUUUUGAUAAUCAGAAGAUGAUAAUAUAUAUAGAUAAUAUGCCAGAUGACUAAAGAUAUUCACAGUAAACCAAUGCAGCGUGUAUCCAAUAAAAAAAACCUAAAUAACAGAACCUAUUUGAGAAAUCUACACUACACAAGGUAUUAAAUAAACUACUGAAUAUGCAUUUAUUAUUGUUUAAUUUAAUGUUCAGUGUGUGGUCCAGUUGAAAAAUGAAUUGUUGAUAAAAA